UGAACUGCAUCACUAAUAGCCCAACUCCUAAUAGUCUUUGGAGGACAGAUUUGCUCUAUGUUAAUGAUGGCUGCAUUUCUUUGGUACUUCGGUAUCCCGAUUGCAUUCCUUGUUAGAGUACUAUAUCUUUCGCUAAGCCGGAACCUUGCCACCUCCAGAGCGGCGGGGCGCUACGGUUGUAAGGACCCACCCAAUCUUCCAUCUAGAGACCCUCUUUUCAACUUCGACAUCGUCCGACACAGCUUGCGCAUGGCCGCGAAGGACCGUCGUAUACGCUCAAUCUACGAGCAACUGCACUCCUACGACUUUACUUUUCAGUCAUGGCCCUUUGGAAAGCGCGUCAUAUCCACCACUGACCCCAAAAACAUUCAAUUCGUCUUCGCCACGGAAGCCGCCAAAUUCGGCAUCGGCCCUCAGCGAGAGCACGCUCAAGGUCCCCUCACAGGCCUCGGAAUCGUCACCUCGGAUGAUCCAAUUUGGUCUCGCAUGAGACCUCUGAUCCGGCCCACGUUUACUCGGACUCAGAUCGCCGACAGAGAGAGCUUCGAUGUCCACGUGAGCAGAUUCAUGGAACUCCUGCCUUCUGACGGAUCCGAAGUCAAUCUGCGACCCUUGUUUGAGCGGUUGAUUCUAGAUUCUUCCUCAGAGUUCAUCUUCGGAGAGUCUUUUGGCUCGCUUCUGCUGGACUGCAAGGUUGAUUCCAAGAAGUUCAUCGAAAGCUUCAACAAUGGCCAGAAAGGAGUCGGGAAAAGGGUUUUGUUCGGCAAAAUGAGCUUCUUGAUCCGCGACGCGAAGUUCUGGGAAUCUUGCAGCCUGGUCCAAGAGUACACGCGCCGGCUUGUGGAAAAUGCUCUUGCCCGACGCCGAAAAGCUCAGGAACCUGGAGAGAACGAGGAUGACCUCCCCAACAGGAAAUACGUGCUGGUUUAUGAGCUUGCGAAGGAGACAGACGAUCGGGAUGUACUUCGUAGCCAGCUGCUCAACAUCUUCUUUGCCGGUCGAGACACGCCGGCCACAGCACUUACGAAUAUGUUCUUUGCGCUGGCUCGACACUCGAGAGUGUGGUCUAAGAUCAGAGAAGAAGUGAAAGAUCUAAGGCCAGAAGACUUGACUUUCGAGAAGCUCAAAAGCCUUCGCUACGUCCAGCAUGUCAUUAACGAAGCUCUCCGACUUCAUCCGCCGGUUGCCAACAACUCGAGGGUCUGCUUGCAGACCACCAUGCUCCCCACAGGAGGCGGUCCGGACAGAAAAUCUCCCAUCCUGGUCUUCCCCGGGGAUACUAUCUCCAUGAGCUUCUACACCCUGCACAGACGCGCGGACAUUUUCUUAGAUCCGGAAGAAUUCCGCCCUGAGCGCUGGCAGACCCUGCGUACUACCUGGGAGUUCCUGCCCUUUGGCGGAGGACCCAGGCACUGUCCCGCUCAACAGUUGGCUUUGUUCUGGAUUGGCUAUGUUUUGGUCCGGAUGGCGCUGAGAUUCAGGGAACUGAGGAAUAUGGACCCCGUUGAGAACUUUGUGGAGGAUCUCAAGUUGAAUAUGGAGAGCAAGAACGGGGCGAGGGUAGGUCUCGUCUUCGACGAGCGUCGGAGUUGAAGCGCGAGGAGGCUGCUGUAGGUGAUCAUGGGAAAGUGCUCGGUGGAAAGGACUAGGAGAACUCUUAGAAUUAGAUAUAGUGUCUUCGAAGUCAACCAAGGAUGGCAUGAGGCUCCGCGACGAACAAUUCAGGAAUGCAUUACUUCUUACGGGGCUUAGACCGCCCUACUCUAAGUAGGAAGAAUUAC
Messenger RNA from Trematosphaeria pertusa, 1781 nucleotides. Its product is annotated as cytochrome P450. Gene Ontology annotation, molecular function: oxidoreductase activity, acting on paired donors, with incorporation or reduction of molecular oxygen; monooxygenase activity; heme binding. Bases 67 to 1593 code for a protein of 508 amino acids. The record is from RefSeq and is a predicted model, not a curated record. Lineage: Eukaryota; Fungi; Ascomycota; Dothideomycetes; Pleosporales; Trematosphaeriaceae. The transcript is spliced from 3 exons.